AGGACCCAUGUACAGAAAUGGUUGCAUCAUCUGAGUCCCCAUGUGUGUCUUCAGAAAAUACCUUCCGAAACCUGAGGCACCAGUUACAACAGAAGUUACCAUCACACAGGAGGACCCAUGUACAGAAAUGGUUGCAUCAUCUGAGUCCCCAUGUGUGUCUUCAGAAAAUAACCUUCCGAAACCUGAGGCACCAGUUACAACAGAAGUUACCAUCACACAGGAGGACCCAUGUACAGAAAUGGUUGCAUCAUCCGAGUCCCCAUGUGUGUCGGAAGUGCUGCUGUCAGAAACUGUUUUUUGCAGAGGCAUACUAUGUUCUGGACUUACUCCUGUUCAAUUGAAGGAAACCUGGAUGGUAGCAUCAGAGAAUGACGUGCAAUAUUACAGAGAAUUCAGUCCAUGUGUAACACAUGUUGUUGUGCACACAGAUCCAGUGCGUAUUGCCACAAGAACAGUGAAAUAUUUUUUUGCCAUUGCUAAUCAUUGCUGGAUUCUAGAUUAUAAGUGGAUAGAAGACAGCAAGCAAGCAGGACACCUGUUACCAAAGGAAGAUUAUGAGAUAAUUGGGGAUUCUACAACUGGAACAAAAAUUCAAAGGCCAAAAGCUUCACGCAUGACGGGUUCGUCGCUGCUGACAGGGUAUGAAAUAUACUGUGAUGAAAAAUCAAGUAAAGAUAUUGACACAGUUACUAUGACAAAAUUGCUACUUGAAUGUGGAGGUACCGUAGCACGAAGUCUCUCAGAUUUCUCAAACAAACAUGUGAAACAGCUUAUAGUGACAUGUACUGAAGAUGAUGAUGUGACACCUGAGGAUGUUGAAAAAUACACUGAGAUUCACAUGAAGACUGGAAUUGUGACAGUAGUUCGUGACUGGGUCUUUGAUUCACUUUCAUUAUACAGUGUGCAGCCAUUAGAUGAAUACAAAUUUACUGCAGAGGAAAACAUGUCUGAAGAUGAUGAGAAUGAUGCAAGCGACAAGGACAGCGAGAUGGAUUUUUUUGGUUGCGGUGAUGAUGAUGAGAAAGAUCCAGAUUAUGCAGAUUUGGAGUCGGAAUCUAAAGAAGAAGAAGAAUAUCUGUCAGAUUCAUCAAGGAUAUCAGAAUUAUUCCCAGUUCAAAGUGUUUCCAAGUCAGUUGAAGCAUUGCGCAAAAAAAGAGCCAAUAUAAUUACUGAAAAAGAACAGAAACCAUUGACAGUAGACCCAUAUUCAGCAACUGGCAUAGAUCCUGUUAGAGUACAGGCAAGCAAAAAUAAGGAUGGCAUCAGAAUUUGGGAUAAAAUUCAUUAUUGUAUGUACUGUGGAGAAGGAUUUACAAACAUUACCAAACAUUAUCUAGGACCCCACAAACAGGAAAUGGAGGUGCAACGGAUCUUGUCCUUACCCUUGAAGUCAGAAAAAAGAAAAUUAGCAUUGAUGAAACACAGGAAUAGUGGAGAUUAUAAACAUAAUGUUGAAGUGCUAAAGAAUGGAACUGGAACAUUGGUUACAUAGACAAGAAAAGAUGAAACAACAACCACAGCAAAAGAAUACUUGUCUUGUGAAGAUUGUCUAGCCUUUUUGUGGAGACAUAGGAAAAUUUGCCCAUUUCGAAAAAAUGAUAGGAAUCAAAAAAGAUUAAAGUCAGAGGCAUCUCUUCUGCUGCCAAGUUCAGUUGUGAUCAGUGAGGGUCUUCAAAGAAAGGUGUUGAGUCGUAUGAAUACCAAUGAAAUUACUAUGGUUGUGCGAAAUGACCCAGUCAUUUUACGUAUAGGGGAAAAAUUGUUCCAGAAACAUGGUCACCUACCUCAUCUGUAUCCGCAUGUUAGUCAAAAAAUGAGAGAACUUGGACGGUUUUUAAUUUCGGUAAGGAAA
This is a messenger RNA of Ylistrum balloti, 1852 nucleotides long. Its product is annotated as breast cancer type 1 susceptibility protein homolog. The transcript has 7 exons. Gene Ontology annotation, molecular function: ubiquitin-protein transferase activity. The record is from RefSeq and is a predicted model, not a curated record. Gene Ontology annotation, cellular component: BRCA1-A complex; BRCA1-BARD1 complex; plasma membrane. Bases 41 to 1492 code for a protein of 483 amino acids. NCBI's taxonomy places the organism in Eukaryota, Metazoa, Mollusca, Bivalvia, Pectinida, Pectinidae. Gene Ontology annotation, biological process: double-strand break repair via homologous recombination; negative regulation of fatty acid biosynthetic process; positive regulation of transcription by RNA polymerase II.